Molecule: messenger RNA, 1191 nt
Organism: Theobroma cacao (cacao)
Lineage: Eukaryota; Viridiplantae; Streptophyta; Magnoliopsida; Malvales; Malvaceae
Source: RefSeq, a predicted model, not a curated record
UUGCAGAUAUUCAUUGCCAACAGGGAGUCUGACUCUUCCGCCUCAGGACUGAAUAAGAAAAGGGGCUGGUGGGCACCUGCACUGUUCACAGCUAGUAUAUCAUCUGCAAAGUAUUUCCUUAAGCAUGUCUUGAGACAAAAUACUCUUAUACAGGCUCGUAGAAACGUUUCUCGUCAUUAUGACCUGAGUAAUGAACUUUUUGAGUUAUUCUUGGAUGAAAAAAUGCAAUACUCCUCUGCAAUUUUUAAGGCGGAAAACGAAGACCUGAAGGUUGCACAGCUAAGAAAAAUCUCUUCCCUGAUCGAUAAAGCAAGAAUAGAGAAGGGACAUGAAGUUAUUGAUAUCGGAUGCGGUUGGGGAUACUUUGCUAUUGAAGUUGUCAAAAGAACCGGAUGCAAAUACACUGGCGUCACUCUAUCAGAGGAACAACUGAAAUAUGCAGAAGCAAAAGUGAAGGAAGCCGGACUUCAGGACAACAUCAAAUUUCUUCUUUGUGACUAUCGUCAGUUACCAAAGACAUGCAAAUAUGACAGGAUCAUUAGUUGUGAGAUGAUAGAACAAGUUGGCAAUGAAUAUAUUGAGGAGUUUUUCAGAUGCUGUGAGUCAAUACUGGCAAAGGAUGGGCUUUUUGUCCUUCAGUUCAUAUCGGUUACGGAGGAGCUUUUCCAUGAGUAUCUACGAAGCCCAGGCUUCGCGAAAGAAUAUAUCUUCCCUGGUGGAUGCUUGCUUUCACUGACUAGAAUGUUAUCAGCCAUGGCUGCGGGAUCCAGACUCAGUGUGGAACAUGUGGAAAACAUAGGACCUAAUUAUGUCCAAACACUUAGAUGUUGGAGAAAAAAUUUCCUGGAAAACAAGAGCAAAAUUCUGGGCUUGGGGUUCGAUGAAAAGUUCAUGAGGACAUGGGAAUAUUAUUUUGAUUAUUGUGCAGCUGGUUUUAAGUCACGUACGAUAGGAGAUUACCAGGUUGUUUUCUCACGCCCUGGCAAUUUUGCUGCACUUGGCGAUCCAUACCAAGGUUUCCCUUCAGCAUAUUCGUAUUGAUUCAACCAGGAUCAAGCUGCUGCUGCUGCUGCUAAUUAAGUUUGUCUCCCCACCUUUAUUUAUAUGAACCGAUGAAGAAAAUAAUCUGCCUGUUCUGGGUAGGCUAAUUAAUUUGAUGGAAUAUAUAUGAAGAAAAUAAUCAUUAUGUCA